Molecule: messenger RNA, 2528 nt
Organism: Betta splendens (Siamese fighting fish)
Lineage: Eukaryota; Metazoa; Chordata; Actinopteri; Anabantiformes; Osphronemidae
Product: heparan-sulfate 6-O-sulfotransferase 3-B-like
Exons: 2
Coding region: 496-1800 (434 amino acids)
Cellular component (GO): membrane
Molecular function (GO): heparan sulfate 6-sulfotransferase activity
Source: RefSeq, a predicted model, not a curated record
AAACUGUUAUUUUAGAUAUAUCCUUUAAAAUCUAGUUCGGUCUAAAUGUACUUCAGAUCACAUUUUAAUUGUGUCGUUUUAACUUGAAACGGUUGGCCGGAAGUGGCUGCGUUAAUCUUCCGGCGCUUGUCGCCGGGGCUCCGGUCCUGGCUCAGAUACCGAUCAGCACUUGGCUUUGGCAGGACAGCCGAGCCCGGGCGCUCCUCGUGCCGUUAAGUGUUGCUGGCGCUCGAGCUCAUCCACCCUGACUGACGCACGCGAAACCCUCAACAGCUGCACCGUCCAGGGAACAAGUGCAGCGGAGGUGUCCUCGCGCGGGAGCAGGAGCAGCGCUGACCCCCCCAGGACACGCGCUCACCUGGUGGCGGGACUGUAACGAGCAGCUGCUCGCGGGCUGCCUGCGCGGGACGUGCAGGAUGCGACGGGGGGAAGAGGAGAACGACUCGGACAUCGCGGUACCGUUCGUGCCAGCGGCGUGAUUCACAGUUCGCCACCAUGGAGGAGAAGUUCAACAGGCUCAUCUUCGUCCCCGUCGCCGCCGUGCUGUUCCUGAUGAUCGGGUACCAGUACGUGUGCCCCACGGACAGCAACACCUGCUACUUCAGAAGUGACGACAAAGGGCUUUUCCAGCGCUACUCGUCCCGGUUCGACUUAGUUUACACGGAACCGGACGGGGAUGAGGAACUUCCAUCCAAGAUCACGUCCAAAUUCAAUUUCACCGAGCGGGACCUGGACAGGUACGUGGACUUCAACAUCCGCGGGGAGGAUGUGAUGGUGUUCCUGCACAUCCAGAAGACCGGCGGGACGACGUUCGGGCGGCACCUGGUCAAAAACAUCCAGCUGGAGCAGCCGUGCGACUGCAUGCCCGGCCAGAGGAAGUGCACCUGCCACCGGCCCGGCAGAGCCGAGUCGUGGCUCUUCUCCCGCUUCUCCACGGGCUGGAGCUGCGGGCUGCACGCGGACUGGACCGAGCUCACGAGCUGCGUCCCGGGGGUGAUGAACAAGAAGAAGAGCGCCGGCAAAACGGAGAGCAAGAGGAACUUCUAUUACAUCACCAUGCUACGCGACCCCGUGUCACGCUACCUCAGCGAGUGGAAGCAUGUGCAGCGUGGGGCCACUUGGAAAACAGCCCUGCACAUGUGCGAUGGCCGCCCGCCCACUCAGGACGAGCUCCCUGCCUGCUACACUGGCGAGGACUGGACAGGUGUGCCUCUGGCAGACUUCAUGAACUGCCCGUCCAACCUCGCCAACAACCGCCAGGUCCGCAUGCUGGCCGACCUCAGCCUGGUGGGCUGCUACAACAUGUCCUCCAUGAGCGAGCUGGAGCGCGGCCGCAUGCUCCUCGCCAGCGCCAAGACCAACCUGCGCAACAUGGCCUUCUACGGCCUGACGGAGUUCCAGCGCAAGACGCAGUACCUGUUCGAGCGGACGUUCGGCCUGCGCUUCAUCCGGGCCUUCACGCAGAUCAACAGCACGCGCGCGGCGAGCGUGGGGAUCACGGAGAAGGUGCGGUGGCGCAUCGAGGGGCUGAACGCCCUCGACGUGGAGCUGUACGAGUACGCCAAGGAGCUGUUCCUCCGCCGCUACCAGUACAACCGGCAGAAGCAGCACCAGGAGGAGCGGCUGAGGCGGAGGCAGGAGAGGCAGCAGAGGCAGCGCAUGCACAGGACCUAUUUGGCUGAGCUGUGGCGACUGGGAGUAGGAGGAGGGGAGGAGGAGGACGAGGACGAGGAGGAGGUCAAGGUGCUAGAGGUGGUAGCCACCACAGAGGACUACAGCAGUCAGGUGGUGCGGUGGUGAGAACGAUGGGAACUCCUAACACCAGUGCACUGAUUGCCGUCGGUCGGAUUCAUUGUGCUUUACUCUCCUCCCCCGUUUCCCUCCGUCUCACCUCUACUGUGAAACUGCCAAAACCUCCUGCCCUCAUCGCGCUUCGCCGGACUGCCGAAUGGUGUCUUAAUAUUUAUGAUGGAUGUAUUUGGCAACAUAAACAUUUUGUAUUUUUUCUUUCUUAUGGCUAACUCUGGCACUGCAGUUGUGAAAUGCAUUUAUUUAAUCUAUAGCAAGUGCUUUGAAUGUUCUCAAAGCAGCGAACACGUUCCUCAAAUCGUGCAAAGAAAGAGUAGAGCUGAAAAAAAAAUGACAUGUCUCAUAAAGAAGGACAAUUUUAGCAUAUUUUCCAAAAGCUGAAUGACUCGAAGGAUCCUCUGUGUCAUGUCUGUGAUCUAGCGCCGUGUUGAUCAGUGAAAUCUUGUAGUUACUCUGUGGUGUUUGGCUUCAUAAGAAUAACAAAGCACAAAAUUGGCAAUAGUCUGCAGUGUGUUUUUCUUUCUGACUGAUUAAGCUGCAGUAUACGAAAACAAUCAAGGCAAUUUCUUGCGGGAAUUGUGUUCAAUAAAAAUAUGCAGCAUCCAGUGAUGUAAAUUUGUCCCUGACGGACUCUCUCUGGUGCACAUGUGUACAUGCACGUGUCCUUGCCUUGCUCCUUUUUUUCACAGCAUGUUCUCACCAUAAAAAUCUGAAAUCUU